AUGCAUUCAUUGAUGAGCGAGGAGGACGAGUGCAAACCGAUUAGUCCCGCGCAGACAAAUUCCUCGUCGGAUCAAUUCCCGCGCGAUCUUUUCACAUUAGAGCAACGGCGUCACGGCGCCAUUGUGCUUCAUUUUGGUGGACUCGUCUACAUGUUCGUCGCGUUGGCGGUGGUUUGCGACGAGUUUUUCGUCCCUUCACUCACCGUGCUCACCGAUGUGCUAGAGAUCAGCGAUGACGUGGCUGGGGCGACAUUUAUGGCCGCCGGUGGAUCAGCGCCCGAAUUUUUCACUUCUGUUUUCGGAGUGUUCGUCGCGCAGAACAAUGUGGGCAUUGGCACGAUUGUUGGCAGUGCCACUUUCAACAUUUUGUGCGUGCUAGCGUUUUGCACGCUUUUCUCGCGCGAUGUUCUCCAUCUCACGUGGUGGCCGCUGUUUCGCGACAUGACUUUCUACAUGCUGGCCUUGUUUUUCCUUGUGCUUUUCUUCUCAGACGAGGAGAUCGAAUGGCCCGAAGCGCUCACGUUAUUCGUCAUCUAUAUUUUAUAUGCUCUUUUUAUGAAAUACAACACACAAAUCGAGAAUUUCGUGAAAGGAACUGUGCUGAGAAUCGAGAAAAAUCAACGAAAUCACACGUUUGAUCGAGAAUCGCAAACACAACAGAGUGCCAAAUCGAAUGGAAAUCAGAUGCACUUACCAGAACCAAAGCGAGGCGAUCACCGAAUGUCGAUCCCGAUCAUUCAUGGGGGACAACAUAUAAGGAAUGGAAUCGCCCAUUUGGCAUUGGGUGCCGAGGAUGGGAUGGGCAAUGAUGGCUAUUCCCAUCACUCAGAACCGAUCUCGCCAAAUCCAAAAGUGAUCGAUGUUCAGCCGUAUGAUAACUGGAAAAAGAGGGAGAACGGUGUAAAGACAGUCAGCGGUUUAGUAAGCCAAAAUGAGACACCAAAAGCGAACGGAAACUCGCAUCAUGGAGAGAGUUAUGCAUUCGGGCAGACGAACGGAAAUGGGAACGGCCUCCUUUCGAAUGGAUACGAUCGAGCGCAUGAACUCGACAAGGUGGGAACUUUAUCGUUGAGCGAAGACGACGAGCAACCCUUGGACCUUUCAUGGCCCGAUGGAUUUGGGAAACAAAUUGUCUAUCUCCUAUUAGCCCCAAUCACUUUCCCGCUUAGCAUCACGUUGCCGGAUGUGCGCAAAACGCACCUUCGCAAAUGGUUUGUUUUCACGUUUUCCGCGUCGAUUCUCUGGAUUGCUUUCUUUUCGUAUUUGAUGGUUUGGUGGGCGAAUACGAUUGGAGAAACAAUGGGAAUACCGACUGAGAUCAUGGGCCUCACAAUUCUUGCAGCCGGUACGAGUAUCCCUGACUUAAUCACGAGUGUCAUCGUCGCUCGCAAGGGUUUGGGUGACAUGGCGGUGAGCAGCUCGAUCGGCUCGAAUCUUUUCGAUAUUUGUGUCGGUCUUCCCAUCCCAUGGCUUUUCUAUUUCUUGUUGGCUUUUCUCCGAAAUCUCACCGAAACAGUGCCCUCAAUAUCAGUGAUUUCAAAUGGUUUAAUCUGCUCGGUGGGAAUGCUUUUUUUAAUGCUAAUAAUCCUCGUGAUAUGUAUAGCCGCUUCUCGAUGGCGAAUGGACAAAUUUUUUGGCCUUGUCAUGAUCACUUCUUACGUGAUUUUUUGUAUUUUCUCGAUUUUCCUCGAAACGGGCCAUGUCAUUUGUCCGUUACGUUUCUUCGGGAAUAAUUGU
Mesorhabditis belari is the source of this 1737-nucleotide messenger RNA. The record is from the annotation of a GenBank genome assembly. Lineage: Eukaryota; Metazoa; Nematoda; Chromadorea; Rhabditida; Rhabditidae.